Molecule: messenger RNA, 1108 nt
Organism: Armigeres subalbatus
Lineage: Eukaryota; Metazoa; Arthropoda; Insecta; Diptera; Culicidae
Exons: 1
Coding region: 510-815 (101 amino acids)
Source: RefSeq, a predicted model, not a curated record
ACCAGCGAAUGAACCAUCGCUCCACGAGCAUCAGAACAAAACCGAAAUUGCGCAAAAAAGGAAAGCAAAACAUCCCAUCCGCGAUAGAACGGCCUUCGCGCGAAUAGCCCUUAUAUAAAAGCAUUGGCUCGCUCCUGUUUGCUCAAUAGAUCAUCUAGCGUGUUGCACUCGAUCGGUGGUGCGACUCUAUCGGCAACAUUACAGUUUGCGCGCACGUUCUGCACCGUGAUAGUGGUCUAAACAUAUGUUCCACUCUCCAUCUAAGGAUCGCCGCGUGGUGUGAAAACAGUUGAUCAACGAUAAUUGGAUUUAUUUGGCCUCGAUCGGAAGCAAACAAAACGCUGUGAACAACCACUGAACUUGGACCAACCAUUUACAGGCAAUCUUGUAGAAGAGUGUUAGCUGCUGCCACCGUUUGAUCGGCAUCGAAUGCGCACCCCUUCAUUACGUGUUGAUUGAGUGAAGCUAAAAAUAACCUACCCAAACGCAGAGCUGCCCUACACACCAAGAUGAGGUCACUGUCAUUGGUGCUGUCGACCCUGUUGAGUUUGCUGCUGUUGAGCGAAGUGACCCUAGCGUCGCCGGUUCUUGACAAACUGUUUGGUUUCGCGGCGUACCAACCGGGGUAUUCUGGCUACGGCUAUGGAGGGAACCAGUACGGAUAUUACAGUUCCGGUGGAGGAGGAUAUAGUCCAACGCACAAGAAGAAGCCCAAGGGACGCUCGUACAAGGACAUCUGUCGGGUAAUAAAUCCAACGCCAUACGCCCAGCCAGGUAGUGUUCCCUAUCCCGCGGCGCCAUUCUGCCCGUACUGAAGGAAAGUUAACAACUGAGCGAUCGUUUCGAAUAUUCGUGUGUGUUUAUUGCGUCGGAAAUUAUUCGUUUUUUCUACAAUGUGAGAUUUAACCCUGAAUUGUAUAUAGUUAGUGAUAAGGUGAUAAUAAAGUGCAAAGUAUUGUAAGUUUAUAUCAAAGCAUCGAGCGGAAUGUGCUACACGCAGCCAACUAUUUUCGACAUAAUAAAAAUAAAUUGUGAUUGAUCUGUUGUCACUUAUUCAAAAAGUAUAAUUGUGAAUGUAUGUAGAAUAUAAACUUUCUUUUAUUAAACU